GAACAAGCAGCCGUAGCGCUGUAGGAAGCGAGAGAGAGAGAGAGAGAGAGAGAGAGAGAAUGGAGGAGUUGGAUAGCAGCAGAAGGGGUAGCAGGUGGUCUCUUCAAGGGAUGACGGCUCUCGUUACUGGUGGAACCAAAGGAAUAGGUCAUGCUAUUGUGGAGGAAUUGGCAGGAUUAGGGGCAAAAGUGCACACAUGCUCACGCAAUGAAUCCCACCUGAAUGAUUGCAUCCAUAAAUGGGAAGCUAAGGGUUUUGAAGUCACAGGUACAUUAUGUGACGUAUCCUCUAAAGCCAAUAGAGAGGACCUAAUGAACAAAGUCUCCACUUUGUUCAAUAGGAAGCUUAACAUCCUUAUAAACAAUGUGGGAACGAACAUUGGAAAGCCCACUUUGAAGUGCACAGCAGAGGAUUUCUCAUAUUUGAUGGGCACCAAUUUUGAGUCUGCUUACCACCUGUGCCAACUUGCACAUCCGCUUCUUAAAGCUUCAGGGGCAGGAAGUAUUGUUUUUAUCUCUUCAGUUAGUGGAGUAGUAUCAGUAAAUAUUGGCUCCAUCUAUGGAGCUACCAAAGCUGCAAUGAACCAGCUCACUAAGAAUUUGGCAUGUGAAUGGGCAAAAGACAAUAUAAGGACUAAUUGUGUUGCACCUUGGUUCAUCAGAACUCCCUUUACUGAACCUGAUCUAAAUUUUGAAAUAUUUUCCAAGCCUAUCAUCUCCCGAACUCCAAUAGGACGGGUUGGAGAGCCAGAGGAGGUCUCGUCGUUAGUGGCAUUUUUGUGUCUACCUGCAGCUUCUUAUAUAACAGGGCAGACAAUUUGUGUUGAUGGAGGAGUGACAGUGAAUGGGUUGUUCUUCCCAGGAACAGAAAACAACACAACAACCCAAGUUCCAAACAAUACUUGACAUUCCAGUAGAUUAAGUUCUGCUCAUCAACACGCCUUUGGCAAGUUUAUAGGACAAUUUCACUCAUUUCCUUCUUGUUCCAAGAUUAAAACUUCUGAAAUUCAUACAGCUAUAAUAAUUUCAUAUCAAACAAAGAAACUAAAUGUUCAAUUUGAUGUUUGAUAUAUUGAUAUUAAUGAGACUGGUGCAUCAUCAUUUGCAUUUCA
Hevea brasiliensis (rubber tree) is the source of this 1111-nucleotide messenger RNA. RefSeq names its product tropinone reductase homolog At5g06060. The transcript is spliced from 5 exons. Lineage: Eukaryota; Viridiplantae; Streptophyta; Magnoliopsida; Malpighiales; Euphorbiaceae. The coding region runs from base 60 to 905 and encodes 281 amino acids. The record is from RefSeq and is a predicted model, not a curated record. Gene Ontology annotation, molecular function: oxidoreductase activity.